This is a messenger RNA of Nothobranchius furzeri (turquoise killifish), 1723 nucleotides long. It is a transcript of the gene cxcr2, whose product is annotated as chemokine (C-X-C motif) receptor 2. Gene Ontology annotation, biological process: G protein-coupled receptor signaling pathway; immune response; neutrophil chemotaxis. Gene Ontology annotation, molecular function: C-C chemokine binding; C-C chemokine receptor activity. NCBI's taxonomy places the organism in Eukaryota, Metazoa, Chordata, Actinopteri, Cyprinodontiformes, Nothobranchiidae. Gene Ontology annotation, cellular component: membrane; external side of plasma membrane. The record is from RefSeq and is a predicted model, not a curated record.
GCUAAGAGCAGCAGCCACACAGCAGUCUGCAGACGUUCCUCUGAAUUUCACACUUUGUGAAGUGAGAAGAUCCACUUAGGAGGGAUGAAGCUACAGCUUUUCAUCGUGAGUCUUCUGAAUGGUCUGGUGCUGACAACCCAAGAGGAGGGAGAGCAGCUGAACCUGUCCACAGAUGAACAGAAUGGAUUCUUUAAUAUCAACAACUUCCAGUCGGACAACACCACCUUUACCUAUGAUUACGCCGGCGGCGAUCCCUGCCAAAGGUUUGUGCCUGGAUUUAAUUCCCUCUGCAUGAUGGCCGUCUACAUCAUCGUGUUCGUCGUCAGCGUCCUGGGCAACGGCCUGGUUAUCAUUGUGGUGUGCUCCAUGUGGAAAAGCAGAACCAGCACAGAUAUCUACUUGAUGCACCUGGCCGUGGCGGACCUCCUCUUCUGCGUCACCCUCCCGUUCUGGGCCACUGAAACUCAUUACGGUUGGGUUUUCGGCAACUUCUUGUGCAAGCUCCUGUCAGGUUUCCAGGAGUUGUCGGUGUUCAGCGGCGUGUUCCUGCUGGCGUGCAUCAGUGUGGAUCGUUACUUUGCCAUCGUCAGGGCCACACGCAGGCUGUCUUCCAAUCACCUGUUGGUGAAGGCGGUCUGUGGUGUUGUGUGGCUCGUCGCUGGGCUGCUGUCUCUACCAGUGGCGAUGAAGAGGCAGAGCAUGGACGAUAAAGAUCUGGAACAGUGGAUCUGCUAUGAUAAUGUGACUGGUGAGAGCAGUGAUGUGUGGCGAGUCAACAUGCACGUUCUGCACCACACUGUGGGCUUCUUCCUGCCUCUGGUGGUGAUGGUCGUCUGCUACGGCUGGACGUUGGUGACGCUGUUCCACUCCCGCAAUCAGCACAAGCACAAGGCCAUGCGUGUGAUCCUGGCGGUGGUGUUGGCGUUCAUUCUCUGCUGGCUGCCUUACAACAUCACCGAGCUGGUCGACACGCUCAUGAGAGGCGGAUCACUGAACGAGAAGUCGUGUGAAACUCGCUACAGGGUGGGGAUGACCCUGGAGGUGACCAAAGUCUUGGCCUACACCCACUGCGCCUUGAACCCGGUGCUGUACGCCUUUAUUGGGGAGAAGUUUUGGAACCAGCUGCUCUCUGCUCUUUACAAACACGGCCUCCUGAGCAAAAGGCUCUGGGUGGCGUACAGGAAGGGCUCUGCUAGCAGUACAGGCAGCAUCCGGUCGAAACAAACCUCCUUUUCGAUGUAGACGCCACCUCGUGGCUCUUUUUAGGAUGCUGGUUGGUUUUUACGAGACGAUGAUGUAAUCGAUUAUUGAAAGUCAUGAAAUGACAGAGUUGUGACUUUUAAGUUAAAUUUUAUAAAAUAUUCUUGGACUUUGGGUGAAGGCGGUAUAAAGCAUAUGUGCUCUUUAUGUAAAAAUUAAUCUGCUUUAAUGAGUCUAGGAUGCUGAUUUAUAACCACGUUAACUUUUACUUAACCUAAUAUUCAACUUUAGUUUAUUCACAUCAGAAACGUCCAAAAGAGGAAGAAGUGGUGAAAGAAGUUUCAGUUUUCACAACCAAAGUGUUGCAAGUCUUUGAUGAAUGACUUUCUUUGCAUCAGCAUUUCUGUAGAAAAUGAAGCAUGUUUUUCUCACCAGUGCUGUAAUCAUACACUCAUCUAACUUCUGUUUUUGUUUUGUUUUUGCCAACUUGUUUUGUGCAUAAUGAAUAAACAAUGUGCUUUUU